This is a messenger RNA of Nerophis ophidion (straightnose pipefish), 4050 nucleotides long. RefSeq names its product leucine-rich repeats and immunoglobulin-like domains 2 (gene lrig2). Bases 248 to 3511 code for a protein of 1087 amino acids. The record is from RefSeq and is a predicted model, not a curated record. Gene Ontology annotation, molecular function: protein binding. Lineage: Eukaryota; Metazoa; Chordata; Actinopteri; Syngnathiformes; Syngnathidae. The transcript has 21 exons.
ACAUUGGCCAGAAAGGGGCGGGACCACGAUAUCCAAUGUCAUCAACUAAACGCUUUUGUUGAUCCAUCAAGACAACAGCAAUGCGGAAUAACUCGCGCGUUGGUUUUAAACAACAUGGACGAAUAAGUUCUUAAUAUUUAAUUGAGUUUGUUGGGAUGGCGUGGAAGUAAUCGCAGCGGUGGAGAAAGUGUCGGGUGUCCAGCUUGGAUUGGGAAGGAAUCCCAAGUGAAGAGGAAUCUGAGCCAAGAUGGCGGGAGACUGGCCCCUUCCCUCGGCCUCAAUCUUCUUCAUGCUCCUUCUGGGUGUGCGUGUCCGGGCCGUCGAGUCGUGUCCGGCUCCUUGCUCCUGCUCCACGGGCCCAGACGGGCACCUCGUCCUGGACUGCAACAGGAAUAGGUUGUCGGCGGCUCCCUUGGAUCUUCCGGACGGCAUCAGCCAAGUCACAAUGAACCACAAUGACCUGACAGUGAUUCCCUUCCUUGGAGACGGCUCCUACAACAUCACAUCGCUGUCGUUCGAACAUGGAUCCCAACCGAAUGUCAACCAGCAGGUUUCGCUGCCGUCGACUUCCCUGAGACACUGCGCGUCAAUACCUGGCCGUGGACACACGCCUCCGACUAUCAGAAAGAAACAAGCCAGCAUUAGCGACUUGGUACAAAGGAAGGUGUACACACCACAAGUACACAAUCGGAUCUUGGCGCUCUCCGUUCACCAGCUGCAACCGUACGAGUCCCUGGAGACGCUGGACCUGACGUCAAACUCCCUUUCCGAGCUAAAAGCAGGAUCAUUCCCUUCCAUGCAGUUGAAAUAUCUCAAUUUGAGUAAUAACAGGAUCAGUGUGCUGGAGCCCGGCUGCUUUGACAACGUGUCUAGCUCUCUCCUGGUUUUGAAGCUCAACAGGAACAGGUUGACCUCGCUGCCAUCCAAAGUCUUCCGACUGCCCGGUCUUCAGUUUCUUGAACUGAAGCGUAACAAGAUCAAGAUUGUAGACAGCCUGACCUUUAAAGGCAUGGACUCACUGAAGUCACUGAAGAUGCAAAGAAACGGCCUCACCAAGCUCAUGGAUGCAGCCUUUUUUGGACUGAUCAGCAUGGAAGAACUGGAACUGGAACACAACAACCUCACUGAGGUGAACAAAGGUUGGCUAUACGGCUUGCACAUGCUGCGUGUCCUGCGGGUCAGCCAGAACACCCUCGACAUCAUCCGACCAGACGCUUGGGAGUUCUGCCAAAAGCUGCAAGAGCUGGACCUGUCCUUCAAUCAUUUGACCCGGCUGGAGGAGACUGCGUUUGUAGGGUUAGGUCUCCUGGAGAGCCUGAACCUUGGCGAUAACUCCAUCAGCCACCUGGGAGAAAGAGUUUUCAGCAGUCUGAGCAAUCUGCGCACGCUAGACAUCCACAAUAAUGUCAUUUCUUGGGCCAUUGAAGACUCCGUCAGUGUUUUUGAUGGAAUGAAAAGGCUGAACACACUAAUAUUACAGCAGAACAAAAUCAAGUCAAUCACCAAAAAUGCCUUUGAUGGACUUGCUGAGUUGGAGCAUCUGGACCUCAGUAGGAACGACAUCAUGUCAAUACAUCCCGAGGCCUUGCUGCACACCAAGUUGAAAGUCUUCAUCCUCAACACAAGCAGCCUCCUAUGCGACUGCCACAUGCAGUGGCUGGGACCCUGGCUCAGCAACAGCCACUUCCAGCCGCCUGCGUCCGCCGUCUGUGCCCAUCCUGCCAGCCUGCUCGGACGCAAUGUCCUUUCCAUCAGCCCGGCGGUCUUUGUUUGUGACGACUUCCCCAAGCCCAGGAUCAGCACGCAUCCUGAGACGUCUGUGGUGCUCCGUGGCAACAACGUGACUCUUAGCUGCGUGGCGUCCAGCAGCAGUGACUCCCCGAUGAGCACGGCGUGGCGGAAAGACGGGGAGGUACUAUACGACGCCGAGGUGCAAAACUAUGCCCGGUUCCAGGAGGGCGAGCUGAUCUACACCACCGUGCUCCACCUCCUCAGCAUCAACUUCACCGAUGAGGGACGCUACCAGUGCGUAGUGUCCAACCACUUUGGCGCCAACUACUCCAACAAGGCAACGCUCACUGUCAACGAACUGCCAUCCUUCCUCAAGACUCCCAUGGAUCUGACGACCCGCACCGGCAACAAUGCCAGGCUGGAGUGUGCCGCGGAAGGCCACCCCUUCCCGCAGAUCGCCUGGCAGAAAGACGGCGGCAUCGACUUCCCUGCCGCACGGGAGCGCAGGAUGCUUGUGAUGCCCUACGACGACACCUUCUUCAUCACCAGCGUGAAGACGGAAGACAUGGGCGUGUACAGCUGCACCGCGCAGAACGCAGCGGGCAGCGUGUCGGCCAACGCCACGCUCACUGUCCUGGAAACACCUUCAUUUAUUCGGCCCCUUGAAGACAGAACAGUGGCUAGAGGGGAAACAGCCGUGCUUCAGUGCAUCGCCGGCGGCAGCCCCGCACCGCGCCUAAACUGGACCAAAGACGACGGACCUCUUGUACUCACCGAGCGCCACUUCUUCGCUGCAGCCAACCAACUCCUCAUCAUCGUCGACGCCGGCCCCGCCGACGCUGGCAAGUACACCUGCGUCGUGUCCAACACGGUGGGAACAGAGCGCGGCCACGUCUACCUGGGUGUCACGCCGUCGCCCAACUGCGACACCAGCGUGGUGUACAACCAGGACGGCUGGACCACGGUGGGCAUCGUGGUGAUUGUGGUGGUGUGCUGUGUGGUCGGGACUUCGCUAGUCUGGGUCAUCGUCAUUUACCAUAUGCGGAGGAACAACGAAGACUACAGCAUCACAAACACAGAUGAGAUGAAUUUACCAGCAGACAUCCCCAGCUACCUCUCCUCUCAGGGGACUUUGUCAGAACCUCCAGAAGGCUACAGCAGCUCUGAGGCAGGCAGCCACCAGCAGCUCAUGCCUCCUCUCUCCAAUGGAUACGUGCACAAGGGCACUGAGGGUGUGUGCUACGGAGACACGGGCAGCGAAGCAGAAAUGGAAAGUAACGGACGUCUUCACUACCGGGUGGGAUCAUUGUUCACUGGCCACAGCAGCUUCCACCCCUCAGAUGGAACCGCUGCAGAUGCCUCAGGCGCCCCUGAUCCGUUGGUCAUCUGCUCUGACUGCUACGACAACGCCAACAUCUACACUCGCACGCGGGAGUACUGCCCCUACACCUACCUGGGCGAGGACGACCCGCUGGACAAAGACCUGCCGUGCGCGAGGGAGAGUUUCGGUGAGCACGCUGGGCCAGAGGACGCCGCUCUGGAGAGUCUCAUCAGCAAACGGGACUCUUUCAGCCUCCUGACGUCGCAGAACACGAGGCGGAGCAGCCACACUUUGAUGGAAGACUGUGCUACUGACUUCCUCAGCUGGGCAGAAAGGCCCAGGUCCAUGCCUCAGUCGGGGCCCACCGCUCACAGGACACUCCCUCUUGCUGGGGAGGAGGAGGACUGCAGAUCACACUCCAAAAGGACUAACCCCCAGGAGCAACCGGCGCCCACAUAGGUCCGCCCCUCAGACCCCGACCCUUUCUCCUGCACCCACUACCUCCUCCACACUCUGCCAAAGAUGCUCUCCGGAGUGUUUGCGUUCCUCACAGAGUGACCUCGUCACUGGAGAGAACGCCGUGAAUGUAUGCUUUAAGGAUGUUGGCCUGCUUCUACAAGCGCCCUUCUCAAGACCUGUCGUGGUGGGACGUCAUGAACACGCACGGGUAUACCCUCUACCUGGUCCAUGGUGUCACCCAAUAAUCCAGCCCUCCUUUUCCAGCAGAUUAGGCAGUGGUCGGCGUCCAUCUUCUUGUAUUUUCACAUGUUUUCUGUACUGAUCCCGAGCUUACAGGCACUUAACUGACCAUUCAACUCCUGAUCCUGCCGGCGGAUGUGGAAAAAAGGACUGUGAUGAAUGUUUUAUCUGCAUACAUCAUGUAAGUAUAUACUUAUGUAUGUAUGUAUGUAUGUACAGUAUAUGUAUGCCAAGGAUGUCGACCGCUAUUAAAAAAUUGUAUUACAAAUUACACUAAUAAAUAUUUGCCUUGUCACACA